This is a messenger RNA of Ipomoea nil (Japanese morning glory), 993 nucleotides long. RefSeq lists its product as uncharacterized. Bases 1 to 993 code for a protein of 330 amino acids. The record is from RefSeq and is a predicted model, not a curated record. The transcript has a single exon. NCBI's taxonomy places the organism in Eukaryota, Viridiplantae, Streptophyta, Magnoliopsida, Solanales, Convolvulaceae.
AUGGCUUGGAGACCACCUGCUGCAAACAUGACUGGUUCGUCCUCAACCGCUGCUGCAAAUCCUAUUCCGGCAACUGCUGCAGCUUCAACUCCGGCGAUCUUUGAUCCGAAUGAUCGAGUGAAUCCUUUCAGCCUUCAUCCCAAUGAGAGUCCGUCCCAACAGCUGGUGACUGUACAUCUGGAAGGAAGGUCAAACUACCAUGCCUGGGUUAGGGCAAUGGAGAUGGCAUUGAAAUCGAAAAACAAGCUUGCUUUUGUGAACGGAUCAAUGGUGAUCCCUAAUCAGAAUGAUCCCAAACACUUUUAUUGGGAUCAAUGCAAUACCAUGGUUCUCUCAUGGAUUCUGUGGGCCGUUUCUCCCACCAUUGCUCGAAGUGUUUUAUGGAUUAACACUGCAGAAGGAGUGUGGAAGGACCUCAAGAAACGGUUCAGUCAACAGGAUAUCUUCAGAAUAGCAGAGAUCCAGGCUGAGAUUCACCAAACGAAGCAAGGUAACACCUUUGUGAAUGAAUAUUUUACACAGUUAAAGCUGUUAUGGGAUGAGUUGGCUGUGUUAAGGCCAAUUCCUUCUUGUGAUUGCAUUCCCAGUUGUAAAUGUGGAGCUGAUUUGUCUGAAAAAAUUAGAACUCAUAUUGAGAGUGUUAUGUUAACUGCCUUUUUGAUUGGAUUGAAUGAGAACUUUGCUUACACCAAGAGGCAAAUUAUGUUGAUGAAGCCUCUCCCUGAUGUUGGAGAAGCCUUUGCAAUGGUCUCUCAGCAAGAAAGACAAAUAGAUGCCAUUCCAAACACCUUGACAGAAAACAUAACUGGAACAAAUGCCUUCUUGGUAAACUCUGGCAACAACAGAAAAUUCUAUCCAAAUCAGAAGCUAAAACCUAUGUGUAGCUAUUGUGGAUACACAGGGCACACAAUUGACAAAUGCUACAAGAAACAUGGCUACCCACCUGGAUGGAAGCCAAGAAGCAAAGGAAUGGGUUCUGCCAACCAAGUCUAG